Dipodomys spectabilis (banner-tailed kangaroo rat) is the source of this 4940-nucleotide messenger RNA. It is a transcript of the gene Ptpn23, whose product is annotated as protein tyrosine phosphatase non-receptor type 23. Gene Ontology annotation, cellular component: endosome. NCBI's taxonomy places the organism in Eukaryota, Metazoa, Chordata, Mammalia, Rodentia, Heteromyidae. Gene Ontology annotation, biological process: early endosome to late endosome transport; endocytic recycling; protein dephosphorylation. The record is from RefSeq and is a predicted model, not a curated record. Gene Ontology annotation, molecular function: protein tyrosine phosphatase activity; protein binding.
CGCGCGGCUGAGGCAGCACCCAGACCGCGGCGAGGGGAGCGGCCCAGCCGGGCCUGCCGGGCGCUGAGGGCCGCCAUGGAGGCCGUUCCCCGGAUGCCCAUGAUCUGGUUAGACCUCAAGGAAGCCGGUGACUUCCACUUCCAGCCGGCCGUGAAGAAGUUUGUCUUAAAGAAUUAUGGAGAGAACCCAGAAGCCUACAAUGAAGAGCUGAAGAAGCUGGAGUUGCUCAGACAGAAUGCUGUGCGCGUGCCCCGGGACUUCGAGGGCUGCAGUGUCCUUCGCAAGUACCUCGGCCAGCUCCACUACCUGCAGAGCCGGGUGCCCAUGGGUGCAGGCCAGGAAGCGGCCGUUCCCGUCACCUGGACAGAGAUCUUCUCCGGCAAGUCCGUGGCCCAUGAGGACAUGAAGUACGAGCAGGCCUGCAUUCUCUAUAACCUCGGUGCGCUGCAUUCCAUGCUGGGGGCCAUGGACAAGCGGGUGUCGGAGGAGGGAAUGAAGGUGUCCUGCACCCACUUCCAGUGCGCAGCCGGAGCCUUCGCCUACCUGCGGGAGCACUUCCCGCAGGCCUACAGCGUGGACAUGAGCCGCCAGAUCCUCACGCUCAACGUCAACCUCAUGCUGGGCCAGGCCCAGGAGUGCCUGCUGGAGAAGUCCAUGCUGGACAACAGGAAGAGCUUCCUAGUGGCCCGCAUCAGUGCGCAGGUGGUGGAUUACUACAAGGAGGCCUGCCGGGCCCUGGAGAACCCUGACACGGCCUCGCUGCUGGGCCGCAUCCAGAAGGACUGGAAGAAGCUGGUGCAGAUGAAGAUCUACUACUUCGCGGCGGUGGCUCAUCUGCACAUGGGGAAGCAGGCUGAGGAGCAGCAGAAGUUUGGGGAACAGGUGGCCUACUUCCAGAGUGCUCUGGACAAGCUUAAUGAAGCCAUCAAGUUGGCUAAGGGCCAGCCGGACACCGUACAGGACGCACUUCGCUUUGCCAUGGACGUCAUCGGAGGAAAGUACAAUUCUGCCAAGAAGGACAACGACUUCAUCUACCACGAAGCUGUGCCGGCGCUGGACACCCUGCAGCCUGUGAAAGGAGCCCCCUUGGUAAAGCCCUUGCCAGUGAACCCCACAGAUCCGGCUGUUACGGGUCCUGACAUCUUCGCCAAACUGGUGCCCAUGGCUGCGCACGAGGCGUCCUCCCUGUACAGCGAGGAGAAGGCCAAGCUGCUGCGGGAAAUGAUGGCCAAGAUCGAGGACAAGAACGAGGUCCUAGACCAGUUCAUGGAUUCGAUGCAGCUGGACCCCGAGACGGUGGACAACCUGGACACGUACGCACACAUCCCGCCACAGCUCAUGGAGAAGUGCGCGGCGCUCAGUGUCAGGCCAGACACGGUCAAGAACCUCGUGCAGUCCAUGCAGGUGCUGUCGGGUGUGUUCACGGACGUGGAGGCCUCCCUGAAGGACAUCAGGGACCUGCUGGAGGAGGAUGAGCGGCAAGAGCAGAAGCUGCACGAGGCCACGGGCCAGGCUGGGGUGAGCCCGGCCGCCGCCAAGGCCGAGCUGGCUGAGGUGCGGCGCGAGUGGGCCAAGUACAUGGAGGUGCACGAGAAGGCGUCCUUCACCAACAGCGAGCUGCACCGCGCCAUGAACCUGCACGUGGGCAACCUGCGUCUGCUCAGCGGGCCGCUGGACCAAGUGAGGGCCGCGCUGCCCACGCCAGCCCUGACCCCAGAGGACAAGGCGGUGCUGCAAAACCUGAAGCGUAUCCUGGCCAAGGUGCAGGAGAUGCGGGACCAGCGUGUGUCUCUGGAGCAGCAGCUGCGGGAGCUCAUCCAGAAGGACGACAUCACCGCCUCUCUGGUCACCACUGACCACUCAGAGAUGAAGAAGCUGUUCGAGGAACAGCUGAAGAAGUACGACCAGCUGAAGGUGUACCUGGAGCAGAACCUGGCCGCGCAGGACAACGUGCUCCGAGCGCUCACCGAGGCCAACGUCCAGUACGCCGCCGUGCGGCGGCUGCUUGGCGAACUGGACCAAAAGUGGAACUCCACCCUGCAGACGCUGGUGGCCUCCUACGAGGCCUACGAGGACCUCAUGAAGAAGUCCCAGGAGGGCAAGGACUUCUACGCCGACCUGGAGAGCAAGGUGGCCGCCCUGCUGGAGCGCGCGCAGGGCACCUGCAGGGCGCGGGAGGCCGCCCGCCAGCAGCUGCUCGAGAGGGAGCUGAAGAAAAAGCCGCCACCUCGGCCCACGGCCCCCAAGCCGCUGCUGCCCCGCAGGGAGGACGGGGAGCCGGGGGAGCCCGGGGAGCCGGCAGAGGAGCUGCGCAGCCUGCCCCCAGACAUGGCGACCGGCCCGCGCCCCCCAGACGCUUUCCUGGGGGCCGCCCCCGCCCCCGGCCCGCCCCAGCUCCACUUCCCUUCGGGCCCCUUCCCCAGCUCGGCCGGCGCGGCGCCCAGCUACCUCCCAGCCCCCGCCCCGGGCGCCUACGCGGGCCCCGCCGCCCUGAUGCCGCCCAGAGCCCCCGGCCCCCCGGGUCCCCCCGGCGUGCUCGGGCCCGCCCUCUUCCCGGCCCCCGCCUACGCCCCCGAGCUGGGCCUGGCGCCGCAGUCCUCCCCGCAGCACGCGCUGGUGAGCGGGCCCUACGGGGCCGUGCGGGCCGCCCCGGCCGCGGGGCUCCCCUCCGCCCCGCCCACCCAGUUCCCCGCCACCACCACGGUGGACAGCGUGCAGGCCCCCAUCUCCAGCCACGCGGCGCCCCGCGCCGGGCCCCCCCAGCCCUGCUUCCCGGGGCCCCCGCCCUACGCCUACCCCGCGGGCGGCAAGCCGCUGGCCGCGCCGGUGGGGCCGCCCCACUUCCCCCCCGCCGCGCCCCCCAGCUUCCCCGCCGCCGGGGCCCGGCCCCCGGCGCCCCCUCCGCAGGCCUUGCGCCCCCCGCAGCACCCCCUGCCCUUCCAGCACCCCCACCUCUUCCCGCCUCAGGCCCCCGCGCUCCUCCCGCCGCAGCCGGGGCCCUACCGCUUCCCCCCGCAGCCCCGCUCCCCCCCGCAGCUGGUCUACCCGGGCCCCGAGCCGCCGCCGCCCGCGGGGCCGCUGCCCUUCCCCAGCCCGCCGCCGCCGCACCCCGCGCUGCCCUACUGCCCCGCGCCCGCCCCGCGGCCCCCGGGGCCGCCGCCCCCCGCGCUGGCCCUGCGGGGGCCCCCGCCGGCCGCCCAGCCCAGCCCCGGGCCCCGCCUGGUGCCCUCGCCCGCCCCGUCCCCCGGCCCGGGCCCCGGCGCCGGGAGCCCCCGGACCCCCGCGGCCGAGCCGCCGCCCCCGCCGCCCCCGCCCUGCGCGCGCCGGGGCCCCGCGGCCGCCGACCUGCUGUCGUCCAGCCCCGAGAGCCAGCCCGGCGGGGCGCCGCCCCCGGGCGCCGGGCAGCCGCUGCUGCAGCCCACCAAGGUGGACGCGGCCGAGGGCCGCCGGCCGCAGGCGCUGCGGCUGAUCGAGCGCGACCCCUACGAGCGGCCCGAGCGGCUGCGGCGGCUGCAGCAGGAGCUGGACGCCUUCCGCGGCCAGCUGGGCGACGCGGCCGCGCUGGACGCCGCCUGGCGCGAGCUGCAGGAGGCGCAGGAGCUGGACGCGCGCGGCCGCUCCAUCGCCAUCGCGCGCUGCUACUCGCUCAAGAACCGCCACCAGGACGUGAUGCCCUACGACGGCAACCGCGUGGUGCUGCGCUCGGGCAAGGACGACUACAUCAACGCCAGCUGCGUGCAGGGCCUCUCGCCCUACUGCCCGCCGCUCGUGGCCACGCAGGCGCCGCUGCCCGGCACCGCCGCCGACUUCUGGCUCAUGGUGCACGAGCAGAAGGUGGCGGUCAUCGUCAUGCUGGUGUCCGAGGCCGAGAUGGAGAAGCAAAAGGUGGCGCGCUACUUCCCCACGGAGCGGGGCCAGCCCGUGGUGCACGGCGCGCUGCGCGUGGCGCUGAGCAGCGUCCGCGCCACCGAGACGCACGUGGAGCGCGUGCUCAGCCUGCAGUUCCGGGACCAGAGCCUCACGCGCUCGCUCGUGCACCUGCACUUCCCCACGUGGCCCGAGCUAGGCCUGCCCGACAGCCCCGGACACCUGCUGCGCUUCAUCCAGGAGGUGCACGCGCACUGCCUGCACCAGCGCCCGCUGCACACGCCCGUGGUCGUGCACUGCAGCUCCGGCGUGGGCCGCACCGGGGCCUUCGCGCUGCUCUACGCGGCGGUGCAGGAGGUGGAGGCGGGGAACGGGAUCCCGCAGCUGCCCCAGCUGGUGCGGCGCAUGCGCCAGCAGCGGAAGCACAUGCUGCAGGAGAAGCUGCACCUGCGGUUCUGUCACGAGGCGCUGGUGAGGCACGUGGAGCAGCUCCUGCAGCGGCACGGCGUGCCCCCGCCGGGCAGGCCCGCGGCCGGCGGCAACAGCCAGCACAAGAACCACCUUCCUCAGGACGCGCAGGACCUGGUCCUCGGCGGGGACGUGCCCAUCAGCUCCAUCCAGGCCACCAUCGCCAAGCUCAGCAUCCGGCCCCCCGGGGGCUCGGACCCUCCCGCCGCCAGCCCGCCGGGCCCCGCCGAGCCGCCGGGCCUCCCCGCCGCCGGCCUCCCCGAGGCCGCCCCGGCCCUGCCCUCGUCCCCCCCGCCGCUCUCGUCGCCUCUGCCGGAGCUCCCCCAGGCCGAGGAGCAGCCGCCCCUGCCCGAAGCGCCCAGUCUAGGGCCCCCCUCGUCCUCGCUGGAGCUGCUGGCCUCCCUGACCCCCGAGGCCUUCUCCCUGGACAGCUCCCUGCGCGGCAAGCAGCGCAUGAGCAAGCAGAACUUCCUGCAGGCGCACAACGGCCAGGGCCUCAAGGCGGCGCGGCCCGGCGACGACCCGCUCAGCCUGCUGGACCCGCUGUGGACGCUCAACAAGACCUGACGCCCGCCCGGCCCCGCAUGCCCCGCCGCCGCGCGCCU